Molecule: messenger RNA, 9224 nt
Organism: Toxoplasma gondii ME49
Lineage: Eukaryota; Apicomplexa; Conoidasida; Eucoccidiorida; Sarcocystidae
Exons: 5
Coding region: 1-8841 (2946 amino acids)
Biological process (GO): mRNA export from nucleus; mRNA processing
Cellular component (GO): THO complex part of transcription export complex
Molecular function (GO): mRNA binding
Source: RefSeq, a predicted model, not a curated record
AUGGAGACGCGCGAGGAGACAGGCGAGCCCCGGGGAGAAAAAAGAGAGGCGAGACCGCCAGAGAGCCGGCAACAGUACGCUGGUCGGCUCAGAGGAGACAUCAGGAGAGAGACUGAAGAAGGGCGCAGGGCGUCUCUCAGCUCUUCUCUCACCUCGGAGGGACGUUACAUCCAAAGGGAGACCCUCCUUGGGAGAAGACGAGUCGAUCACCGCGCACAGUUGAAUCCCCGAUCCUUUGUGCAGAGACCCACAGGCCCUGCCUCCUUCUCCGUUGCCGAUUCACCUUCGGUUUCGUCUCCUCGGUAUUCGUCCUUGUCUCCGUCCCCUCUGUCUCCUCUUGAGACGAGGCGAGGGGAAGCGAGAGGAAGAGAGGCUGGUCGGCCCUCUCUGGGGCGCGUGUCAAAGCGGCAGGUGGAGAGAGAAGCCGUCGAAGGGCGUUUGGAAAGAGCGGGCGAGAGGAGACGAAGACCGACUCGAGUGGGGAACCGAACCGUUUUCGAUGUUCGCCGAACGUCUCCCGCUGAUCGACAGGCUUUCGCAGCUGCCUGCGCGGCCCACGGCCUGCCGGCUGUCGAGACACUCCCGAGCGUGAAUCUCCGCGCCGCUUUCCACCGUCUGUACAGAAGCGAUGCGUCGUCGUUUUUCUCUUUCCUUGUCAACCAGUUGGAGGCCUCUGCGCAUGUGCCGGGCCCCUCGGGGUCUCUCCCGCGGGUGUCUGCACUCGACGGCGCCUCAGCAGGCCCCCGAGAUCUCAGCUCGCAGGAGGCGCUCCACCCGCGCGCGGCCGUGGCUGCCCUCGUGUGCCUCGCGGCCUACGCACAUCUGGACCAGUGCGAAGUGAAGCUCGAGUUUGUGCCUUCGCCUCCUUCCUCCGCAGGUCUCGUCGAAGGUUACGCCGCUUCGGAGAAGGGAGAAGCCACUGGGCGCCUGGAGAGCGCAGCCGAGGUCCGCUGUUUUUUGGGAGACGAGCGCGACGGCGAGGUGGAGGCAGAGACGCCGAAGAAACAGCAGGCGACGAGUCUCGAGGGCGACAGUGGGGAGAGCAGGAGGCGAGGGGCGGGGGGCAGAGACGCAAAAAAGGAGCGAGCCGAAGAAGCGAGGAAGACAGAGACACCGUGGGGGGACGGAUGCAGGCGUGAGGAGAUUCGACGGGGCCAGGAGACGACGGCAGAGGAGAGAGAGGAGAACGAGGAUGGCGAAGCCGACCGAGAACGUUUCUUCUUUCAACUCUCAGGCAGCGGCCCGCCAUGCACACGGGGCACCAAGGAGCGACUGUCUCUGCAGCUCGUCGAGCGCCUGAUGGACAUCGCGGGGACGCGGUUGCAGAGCCUGCAGACCUCCGACUUGACUUCGCUCUUGUUCGCUCUGGUAACGCUCUCGCGAGCCUUGUCUUUUCCACUUUCGCCCUCGCCUUUUUCACCCUUUACCGCCCCCCUCCGUGCUUUCGCCGGCGCCGCCCCGAACCCGCCCGCGCGGCUUCUGCGCUUUUCUCGCCGCAUGCGCCGCCUUCUCGUUCGCCUGCUUUCUCGUCUCUCCGAGGCAGCUGCGGACUUGGAGUCUCUCGAGAUUCUUCGUUCCUCCCUGCUCCUCCUCACGCCUCACCACGCCCGAGAGUCACCCGCCGCGCGGCUCUCCUGGACGCUCGCCCUGGAGACCCCGACCACUGGGCUCCGGCGGGCCGCGCGACCGCGGUCGUCGGGCCCAGGGCCCGGCCUGCGGGGGGCCUUCGCCCCCAGCAGAGACUCCGGCAGGGGCAAGGGGACAACAGCGCGGCACCCGCGCAUGCACGCGGUUUUUUUUCCAGGCGUCUCUUCGGAGGCCCUCGCCCUCGCUCGGGAUGAAGCUGUACACCUGCAGGCAACGCAUGCAGUUUCGGGCACAGGAUAUCCGCCCCGAAGCCGCGACGGAGACAGCAGGCCAACCGAACUCCGCGGAGCUCGGAGCGGGCCGGAGACGGACGGUCAAGGCCCCGGAAGGGAGCAGUGGUCUGAGGCAGACGCGCGGGAGGUGGAGAGACUUUUUCUUCUUCUUCAGCAGACGUUUCCGCCUUCGAGUUCUUCGGACGUUAUUGCGGCCGGCGCCGCGUACCUCGCGAAAGCAUGCGCCAUCGCGGCCAGGCGAUUUGAGAUCGAGAGCCUUGCAGCCUUCGGGCUGGAGCAUGCGAGUGUCUCUCCCAUGUUCGAGCCUCAUGUGGAUCAGAUGCAUGCGCCACAGCGAAGUGGGCAGGCUGUCCUCUGGCGCGCGAACCCUGGUGUCUCCUUAGGGACCUCGGGGAGGGCUCUCCUGCACCGUCGCGAGACGGAGACAGAGACGGGCCGACGUGAAGAAACAGAUGUCGCAGAAAGGACAAAAGACGACGAAAUAAAGCAGGAGAGGGAGGAGACAGAACGCAGAGGAGAAGGACCACAGUGCGGGGGAAACGAGGAAGAGCCAAGAGGACAGACAGAGGUGGAGGGGCGAGGAUCGGCGAGGCGAGAAGGCGAAAAUCCAUAUGAGGUUGCAGGGCGCUUCCAAUGCACACAGGGAGCUUCAGAAGAAGGCGAGACGAGAGAAGUUCUCAAGGAAGACAAACAUUCACUAUUUGCGUCGAUCCAGACAAAAGUCACGACAUCCUCCGAUGAGGAACUGGCACAUAUCGCUCGACGGCUUCUCGACACAUGGGAAGCGUGGUUGCCUUUUCUCCAGGCAGUUGGUGAAUGCCAGGACCUUGCUUCUUCUUCCUCUCCUGCUCCGUCUUCUUCUCCGUCUUCCUCUUCUCCUCCGUCUUCCUCUUCUUCUCCGUCCGACCUGUGUCCGGCGUCUUUUUCUCGAUUCGUCAACGUUGCUCUGUACAACCAGCGCCUUCUGCUCCUUGUUCUCUCUGAGCAGAGACGCCGAGAGACCUCGAGAGACCGCCAAAUUCGCGGGGCCGACAGGGCACCGAAGACCGCGACGGACGGGCGAGAGGCGCCCGAAAAAACAACAGAGACGAACGAGGCGCAACCUUCCCUCCCUCCUCGUUCAACGCAGUCCAAGGAGACUCCGCAGCCUGUUGAGGCAAGCAGAGAAGAAAAAGGUCAAAUUGGCCGACACUAUGAAGAUGGCGAAGCAGGCAAAGAAGACAAAGGAGAGAAACACGAUAAAGAUAACGAGGACAUGAGAGAUGCAGAAGACGAACAUGAGAGAGAAUCGAACUGUAGGACAGGCGACACUGACCCACUGUCGGCGCAUGCUUCCCUCGUCUCCCCAGAGCCGGGCCUUCCCUGCGAUGCAAAGAUCCUUCCCCCUUCUUCUCCGUCUCCUAAGCUGUUUUCUUCCUCGUUCUCUCAGUCGCUUGUGGAAGGCCCCGUGGCUGCUUGGUGGAGACUGUGUGAGCCUGUGGCGAUGAAGACUUUGUCUUCGCUGUUCCACCUGGUGUCGCGCAUGCAGCGGCCCUGCGCCCAGGGCCUCACUGGCUUCCCUGCUCUGCGAGACGCGGCAGUGACCUUUCUCUUCGACAGAGACGCCGAGUAUGAGAGGGCCGAGGGCGAUUCAAAGAGCGCCGUCGCGGCCGUGCAUUCGGAGGGUGCCUGCGCGCAUACAGUCGAUGGCCGCGGUCCCCAGACGCCGAGGCGCGAGCGCCGAAGCCUCGCGCCGCAGACCGGGCCGAGGCGGCAGCGAGAAGCAUGGCCUGAAUCGGAGCUUGAGUCUGAGGCAAAGCAGCGCUGGCUUUUGCUCUCUGCUCUCGAUGCGGCUUCUGCUGUCGCAGACUCUCGCGAGGGAGCAAGCGAGAAUUCGCUUUUCUAUCGGGCUGCAUUUGCCGGCGUCCACUCCCCCCGUGGAGGCCCCGCACCACUGCACGAGACAGGCGAGGCGGGGCUGCAGAGCGGAAGUGGAGACAGACUCGAGGAAGCCAUUCGAAAGGCAGAACUCUUCUGUUUUAUGGCGACAGCGAACCAAGGAGGCAAAAGCAAUCCGGUGGUACAGCGUUCCGCAGACGAGUUGCUCGAAUGCGCUUUCUCGCCUGCGAAUACAGUCUCUCCCGCCUCGGUGAGGCCUCUUCCUGGGAGGCCCGCCGACUGCCUCAAAGAGAGUCUUGUGGCUUCCACGGAGAGUCACUCGGAUGCCGCGGAGCCCCGAGGCGAAGCAGGAACAAUUCCCCGAACGCCUGCCUCCUCCUUCUCCUUCGCGCUUCUCCAGCGCCUCCUCGUGAGCGCCGACCGAGUCGACAGCGCGCGACUGCUUCUCGCGGUGCUCGCCGAGAUGACUGCGAGACUGAAAGAGGCGGCAGCGGCAGCGGCCACUCGGGAAGAAGUCGACAGAACCUCACGAGACACAAAAGACAUCCGAGAAAAUGGCGACGGGAGAGCGGCAUGUCUUCUGGGUCCGGAGCUGGCUCUAGAAAGCCGCUUCUGGAGGCGCGAAUCUCCGGGGACGACCGAGGAGACGGCUCGGCGCCGGGCCGCAAGGGACUUCGACGCGCGAGGCCGCGGAACUGUUGAAGACCCCAGCGGGGAAAAGAGUAACGACGAGAGCGGAAGCAAACAUGCGCAGCUGAUUGGAAAAGCGCUCACGUUUCUAUUCCGGUGGAUGGGCAUCUCUCGGCGAAACGGUGUUUUUCCGGCCUUCAGAGACAGCCGAAGGGAGGACGAGGGAGCGGGGGGGAUGGCUAUCGAGGGAGAGAGCCCUCCGCGGCAGCGGCCCUCGCUCGGAAACGGAGACAUGAGAGAGGCCGGAGAACCGUCAGAAGAGAGAAGCCUUUCUUCUCCGGAGGAGACCCGCGCCCUGCGAGCCGCCAGCGAAAAGGCGAUUCUCGACUUUGCCCUCGCAGCCACGCAAUGGGCCUCCCAGACGAGGUUCGCUGGCUUCUCGCCCACAGAUCUCGCCCUCCUCACGCACGCACUGGUGCCCCUGUGGCGCGCCAUUCCGCUCUCCGGCGCCUUGGGCUCCUCGGGCGCCUUGGGCUCCUCGGGCGGGUUCCGAAGGGCGCGCGAGGUGCCUCCGCGGGCGCUCGGCCGCGAAGAAGGCGAAGGCAGCGAGGAAUGCGGAAGCAGUCGAGGUCGCCACGAGGAACUCAUCGAUAGGUACUUCGAGACGCUCACGGAGGUGACCUGUUCUCACGUGGCGGGAGGCCGGUCGCUGUCUCUCUCGCCGUCUCGUCCGCGCCCUUCGCCUUCGCUCUCGCUGCUUGCCUGGAAGCCGCCUCUCCUCUGUCUUCUGCUUCACUGUCUGAUUCGAAUGACGCCGCAGCUGACGCCUUCGCCGCGCGACGCCUCGUUGUCGCAGCCCGCGUCUCCCCUGUCUGUCUUAGCACCUAGGGGCGCAGUCCCUGCCGCUUCCGCCACCUGUGCAGACACCUGGGAAGAAGGUCUGUGCAAGGCCCACAAGCGUCUGCUGUUUGCACCGUCGCGUCUCGCGGCUUGUGCGCCCUGUCUCGGACCUUCUUCUCUUCCUAGAGCUGGGCAUCCGCCUGCUCUCUCGGACGCGCCUCUAAUCACCUCCUGGGCCUCUGUCCUGGUGCCCGCCGUCGCCGAGGCUUUAGGCACCCUUGUUCUCUUCCCGCGCUCUGUCGUGCAUGCAGCGGAGGCGAGUGCCGCUGCGCUGAAGGCUCUUGAAGGCAUCGUCAGGCACAGAGUGCCUUCAGACUCCUCCGAAGAGAUCUGCGGCAUGGCGUCGCCCCGGCCGAGCCCAGAGUCUGGGAGGGGGGAGAAACAUGGAAGCGAGAAAAGCGAGACGACAGACGAAGGGAAGGAAAAUGACGCGGAGGCGGCUCGACUGGCGAGCGAAGCAAACGCUGGAAGGUCGGGAGAACGAUCUCGUAAUCUCGGCACGAAUCAGACGAUUCCUGAGCCAUGUUUGUCUCCACCUGCUCGUGCGGCGUCUGCUCAUCUGCCACAGGCGCCGGCGCAUCCUGAAGCCUCCGCGGCGGAGGGCGAGCAAGACGCGCGAGAAGAAAGGGGACGCGAAGGCUUUGCACACCCUCCGCCGGGUUCCCGAGUGUCUGUGCAGGAACUACCAUCGACAACGAAGUCGACCUGUUUUUUCUGUUCGCUUCGCAGCUCGUCUGCGGCCUCUGCAGACUCGCCUGCGUCUUUGGAGCGCAUGGUGGCAAACGCGAUGGAGACGCACUCGCCUCUGUCGCUCUCUUCUUCCUUGUUAUCGCUGUCUCUGCUGCCAUACCUGUCGGAGUGCAUGACUGCGGCGGCGGCCAAGAAGCUGAGCAAGCCUCUGCGUGCUCGCCUUGCGGAGAUUCUGAAGUCGUCUUCGCUGCCUUUCUCGCGACCAAAGCUGUUCAUCAGUCGCAUCGAGUUCCGCGAGCUCGGCUCUGUUCUCUGGGGCCUCGACAAGGUUUGUGUGCACAACAUGCGCGACGCCCAGCUGCGGAGGCCGGCGCCGGUGCGGCCGGUUGACAGCCUAGGUGGCUUUCAAGAGGCGGGGAGGCGCGGAACCACCGGCGAGGUCGCUCCGAGAGACGCGGAAGGCGGGCAGUUUCCGUCUCCCCUCCUCGCGCCCUCUGCCGCCUCGUGCCUGUGGGGAAACCUCCACGGGGCGCUCUGGGAAGGCGGCGGCGAGAAGACCCGCGAGGCUCGUGAACGCGAGUUGGAGGAGAGGCACGAGACGCAGACUCGAGAAAGGCACUUUCUGCCGUGGGGUGCGACGCUCGCCCUCGACGCGCUGAGGAGACCCGGCGGCUUCUGCCACAAACUCGCUCUGUACUUUGCCGCUUCUGUUCGCUUUGAGGAGCGACGCCUUCUUCUCGCCUACGCCCGCUCUGCGGGUCUUGGACGCGGGCAAAAGGGUGCUGGGACGCGCACAGGAACGGAGACACUGCGAGACGCGGCAGCAGACAGGAGCAACAACGGCAGGGAGAGCGAGAGUGACAGCGACAGUCGAGACCGAAGCAGAGAAAGGAGAAGCGCUGGAGAGCGUAGAGAGAGUAAACAAGAAGAGAGCGAGGUGGUGGAGGAGGGCGUACGAGAUCUGGCGAGUUAUUUGGUGGCGGAAAGACGACGUCCGACAGGAGGAGCUUUCAUCCGCUUUGUCAGGUGGAAGGAGGAGGCUCAGGGUGGCGCGACACCGAAGAUGGAGGGAGACAGAGAGGACAGAGGCGAAGCUGGCGGAGAGGCUGCAGGCAGCCCAGGAGCGUCGGAGCCCCCUGCAGAAGCACAGAAAAAUGCCAAGCGCUUUCAGGAGACAGCGGAAGCCGCGAGGGAGACAGGUACCGCGUCGGAAUUGGAGACAGGCGACACGUUGAAAGACGCGGCUUCUUCUCGAUUGCGGAGAGAAGAAAGAGAAGAACGAGAAGAAAGGAAAUUGAGAAGGCGCUACGAAGACGUUGUUUUCUGUCGGCCUUUCCGAGGCAUCAUCGACGCCCGCGAUCUCCCCCUCAGCGACUCCUGGCUGUCGCCGCCCGGCGUGACGCUCAGUCUCCUCGUCAACUCCCAUGUGACGCAUCUGUCGUGCGGCCUGGUCGACAUUGUAGCGGCGACCGUGGAGUGCCCCCUCCAUCUCCUGGACCUCGAACCUCUUCAGCUCCAGCAUACCCUGCAGCCUGUGGCGCUUCUGGUCAAGCCUCGGGGCGUCAAGUCUCCGUCGUCUUUGGGGGCUUCUGCGUCUUCUCAGUCCUUCGCGUCGCCCGUCAGUUCAGAUGUCUCUACAGGGAGCGCGCCGUGGACGAUUGUCCCGACAGCAGCUUUCCUCAGAGCCGCCACACUCGCUCUGCUUCGCCAGAGUCAGAAGAUUCUUUCCUCGCUCUCUGCCGUCCUUCCGCGAGACCGCGAGAAAGACGAACAGAGUUUUGCGCAGUCGCCAGUGGGAAAGCGUUUGGCGCUGCAGUUCUCUUCUCUGCUGUACAGCGCGAGAGCGCUUGCUGUCCUCCUCGACGCUCACUGCGCCUACUGGGCUCGACGGGGAGCUGCGCAGAAAAAGACAGAGAAGCGAGGAGACAGCCCCGCCAGGCACGAGGCAGACGAACAAGGAGGCUCAGAGAACGAAGCGACAAGCACGAAGGGAGAGUUGAAAGAGAAGGUAGCGGGCGGCGAUAAGGAAGAGAAAGGUGGAGAGGAAGAGCUCAGCAAGAAGGGAGAGAAAGGUGAGAAGGGAGAAACACUCGUGUCAACGUCUUCCUCAACAGAGGAAUUGUCUUCUCCCUCCACAGGAUUCGAUGUCUUCACCGUAUUCCCCGAUUCUUUCGAGCGGGAGCUGCAGGCCUUUCUGGCAGUCUUGAGUUCGCUCCUCGUGACGCGGCCGCUGAUGGCGUCUGUCUCCUCGUCGCUCGCGCUCUUGACUGCAUGCGCAGAAGUCUGGGGGACGCUCGGGCGCUGGGUGUCUCUCCAGCCGAAGACGAAAGAGGCGCUUCAGGCGCUCGCACCCUCUGCGGUUCGCUUUCUCCUCAACCAAGACGCAGCAGAUGGCGGAAAGCCGGAGAAGCGAGAGAGGCGGCGAGAGGACAUCCGGAAGGGCCGCGAGCGCGGAGACGGCGCGAAUGAGGCAGAAGGUGAGGGCAGAGACACGCUGCGAGGAAGCGAGAGCGAGGACUUCGAAGCCUCUGGAGGGCGAGCGCAUGCAGCGGAACGGGCGAUCCGCCACGGUGGAUUUCCUGGCGAUGGCGAGGCGGGAGAAGAGGGACGGUGUGGAGAGGAAGAGAGAGGAAGGUGGGGUCGCGGCCCGGCGUCGUGGGGUGCAGAAGGAAAGAAGAAACUGAGUGUGGGGAGGCCCGGUAGAAACGAGCCGUUUUCAGACUCCCCAGCGACGUUUUUCCGCGGUGCAGUGAACAUGAAGAAGAAAGUCGAAGCAAGAGAUCGGGAAGAAGCGAGUCUGCAGCACUUGUCAGCAGCUCUUCAGAGUCUCAGAGAAGUCACGUCGCGUCCGACAGGCAGGUGAAGCAAGUGAAAAGCCGAGACACAAGUUCCACCUUUCAUAGGUCCGGAGGGGUGCCGUUGCCGCGGUGUGGACUCCGGGAAGAGGCGAGCUAGUUCCACGGCUGAGAAGAGUUCUGCACGCAUAUCCGUGAACGUCUGCGAAGCGUUUCAGUCGAUAAAUCGACACAGUUGGUGAAUCUUGCAGCCGCUCUGGAGAGCCCAGAGCGCUCUCUCUGCAAAUCGCGGCUCUCCGUGAACGAGCGCUUCAACCCUGUCGCUGUCGCUGCUGACAGUCCGACGUCGAGCAGUGGCGGACUCGCUCGAGGCUUCCCUCGCGACGUCUCGUAUUCUGCUUCCAUUGUUAUGACACCAGGAAGAGAGGAGUCUCCUCUGGAAGUUCAUCGC